UUGGCAGACAUCAGCACAAAGCGCAGUGAGACCUCCACAACACCCAACUACCGAGACACCAGGCGAGAAACCACGAAAGCCGAGACCAUGACGCCCCAGGGCACACAUGCCAGCGGUGGCAACGACGCCGAGAGCACCAUCAACGCCUGGGAAAUUCUGGACAAAAUGGUGGAGGCGAGUCUAUGCGGCAUCUGCUGGAAACUGCUCGACAGAAUGUACACGGCGACGUGCGGACACAGCUACUGCAUGAAAUGCGCCGAGGAGCUCCUCAGCGGCGAGACUCGCAAUCUUCAAAUCCAGGCAGGACUUGGAAAAUGUCCUACGUGCAAGGAACGUAUUUCGAGCCCAACGAGACUCUCUGGCGGGGUGAUAAAGCCCGCUCUGAAGCAUUCAGUAAUGAUCAGGCAUAACUUCGAACAGCUCAGGACGUGGGCCAUCUGGAGAAAGGGGCAAGACGACAGAGCUCGGGCGGCUGGGGAGAGCAUAGGGGAGACGAGAUGCAACUGGCGUCUCCACGGGUGGGAAAUUAACGUCGCUGACGUUCCUGAUGAGAACGUUGGCGAGGACGAUGACGAUGACGACGACGUUGAUGCAGAUGUUGACGGCAUUGGCGAAGACGAUUCGGACGACGCCACGCAGGCCUUUUCGCAGGAAUCAUUCGAAGAACGACGGAGGCAGAUGCAACGGAGGUCCCGAUCUCCUCCAUCCGAAAACCCCCUAGCUUCUUUGGCAAGACACAACAGAGCCAUUACUCGGGCGCCUGCUGUUGUUCAUACCACUGUCGCUUCUGGAUCGUUGUUCCUGCACUCUACUCGACAGCUCGAAGCGCACUUCCUGACGGGCCGGAGGCAGGGCGACGAAAGAACGGGUGGGCUUUCGAGAGGAAACAGUGCUCCUCCUACUGGUGGCGAUGCCCGUAAUAUUGAUUAG
Messenger RNA from Colletotrichum karsti, 930 nucleotides. RefSeq lists its product as uncharacterized. The transcript has 2 exons. Gene Ontology annotation, molecular function: metal ion binding; nucleosome binding; ubiquitin-protein transferase activity. The record is from RefSeq and is a predicted model, not a curated record. Gene Ontology annotation, biological process: double-strand break repair. Lineage: Eukaryota; Fungi; Ascomycota; Sordariomycetes; Glomerellales; Glomerellaceae. Gene Ontology annotation, cellular component: nucleus; site of double-strand break.